GGAACAGAAUGGGCCAGGGAGGCUCCAACCCAGCCGCAGUUCCACACGCCGCUGAAGACAUUCAGGGAGACGACAGGUGGAUGUCGCAGCACAAUAGGUUUGUCUUGGACUGCAAAGACAAGGAGCCCGAUGUGCUCUUCGUGGGUGACUCCAUGGUGCAGUUGCUUCAGCAGUAUGAGAUAUGGCGAGAGCUCUUCUCACCGCUUCACGCGUUGAAUUUUGGGAUUGGUGGAGACACUACAGGACACGUUCUAUGGAGACUGAAGAAUGGUGAACUGGAGAACAUUAAACCGAAGGUCAUUGUUGUUUGGGUUGGAACAAAUAAUCACGAAAACACAGCAGAAGAAGUCGCAGGUGGAAUCGAGGCUAUCGUGCGCCUGAUAAACACCCAGCAGCCACAGGCCAAAGUUAUUGUACUGGGCCUGCUACCUCGUGGAGAGAAGCCAAACCCUCUGCGGCAGAAGAAUGCCAAGGUGAACCAUCUGCUAAAAGCCUCGCUCCCCAAACUGCCCAACGUCCAGCUUCUGGAUGUGGACGUCGGCUUCGUGCACUCGGAUGGCACCAUCUCGUACCACGACAUGUUCGACUUCCUGCACCUGACGGGAGGGGGCUACGCAAAGAUCUGCAAACCCCUCCAUGAACUGAUCAUGCAGCUGCUGGAGGAGACCCCCGAGGAGAAACGAGCUGCCCUGGCCUGAGUAGCUGCUGUCAGCGUUAACAGCAUCAUCCAGCCCAUCAGAUCAGUUCUGUCACUGGCACUACAGAAUCCUUCUUUCUUAAAGCACUUUCCAUUGUAGAAUGUUACCGGAUGUUCGUACCUAGUGUUUUGAGGGGGAAGGCUAAUGUUUAACUGGUCUUGUACAUACGAGGGCCGGCUUGGUUGGUUUUAUUGCAGGAGGAAAUUAGCUGAAGAAGAGUUUUACUUUUAAACCAUUCCUCAUUUAAAACGAGAACAGGACUGUCACUCUGUGCCCCUCUCAUGUCUUGUUGCUCUGUGGUUGUCCUAGAACCCUUUGUAGCCUGUCUCUGACAGCCCGCGCACAGCUCCUGGCUCACCGCUCCUGGCUGUAGGGAUUCUGCUCUGUCUAGUAGCCUGUCAACAAGAAAUCACAUUCCACUUGCAAAAGCCAGAACAGAUGCAUUUUUCCAAACUCGGUCCCACCUUUUAAAGUUCUUUUGGGGUUGUUUUUUUGAUUUUGUUUUGGUGUUUUUUUUUUUUUUCCUGGUGGGGUUUUAAGUGACACGUGUUGCUUUCUCACUCCUCCUUUCUGAAGCAGCGUGAAACUGGAAUUCAGAAAUGUAAGGAAAGGAACGGCUGACCGAACUGGUGUGACACUCCCAGGUGCUUGUUCUUGUGCUUAUUUCACGGUGCCCACUAGCCUGGGCACCCUUCCUCCCACCUGGCUUUCCCUGGGGGCAGCCCUCUUUGGUGCUGCUGGCUGUCCUGUUCUCCGCUCCUGUCCCUGUGUGGUGUCGCUGGCUUUUAACCGUUGCUCAGUUUAGGAUUUUAAUUACCCAGUAAGCACCGCGCAAGGCAGUCGCUUCCUCGCUACUCUAGAACGGACGCUUCGUUCCCCUGAGACGCGUGUGCCACAGGGCUCUCUGCAGUGCUGUUCGUUGUUCUCUCUGGGUUUGUUGUUUUGGGGUUUUUUUUAGGUAUGACUGUUACGUCCUUUCUUUCUGAAGGAAGCCCAUAUGAAUAGCCUCUGUCUGCAAGGCCUAAAUCAGUCUGAAGCUUUAUGGAUUCCAAGGUGUAUAUUUCUUUAUCGCUUCUGUUUUACUUGUAUAAACAUUUUAUUUGAGCAACUGCAGCCUCUUACAGUAAAAAGUGAGGUCGAGGUGUAGCUUUUCCUGCCCUGGACGCUGCUCCUCGCCCCUCGCCAAGGGAGCCGGAGGGGCAGGUGCCCUGCUGGAGGGGCUGUGACCAGGCGGGAUUUCGGUUUGGUUUUUUUGGUUACCAGGGCUGGUUGUAGUCUACUAGCGAUCCUAUGAAAACAGCCUUUCAUUCAAAAGUGAGAGGUUCUUCUUUUUCAGAAAGAAACUGGUUUGGACCCGAAAGGCAGAGCCCUAGAUGACUUAGAUAACUCUACUUGCAAAUAAAACAAUUUUAAACAAAGUCUGUUCCUCCUUGGCUUACCUGCCAGA
Molecule: messenger RNA, 2145 nt
Organism: Cariama cristata (Red-legged seriema)
Lineage: Eukaryota; Metazoa; Chordata; Aves; Cariamiformes; Cariamidae
Gene: PAFAH1B2
Product: platelet-activating factor acetylhydrolase 1b, catalytic subunit 2 (30kDa)
Exons: 5
Coding region: 9-698 (229 amino acids)
Source: RefSeq, a predicted model, not a curated record